AUGGAUCGGGCGCAACCAUUUAUUAAGAAAUGUAUACUUGUGAAGUCCUUCACAGAUCCUUCUAAACCAAUAGAUGAAAAGCGGUUGCUGGAUACUUUAUUACUUCAGCCGACAGAUGGAGGCCUCAGCAGACAUCUUAAGAAACGGAAAGCAAACCUAUUGAAGGUUGAUGGCUCUUCAAUGCAGGUAAAGCAUGAUAAUUAUCGAAAUAUCAACAAAAAUUCGAAGGUCGCCUUAAGAGCUUUUAUUAACGGUGCUCGGAUGGCCGCCGCACAAGCGAAGAAGAUUGCCAGCGAUAAAAAGCUCAAGACUCGCAAAGAGCUGAAUGACUAUCUACGAGAGCAUCAUCUGGAUAUAUACAAUUCACUGCCGAGGUAUGAGCAGUAUGAGCCAAUGUACACUGACUUAUGGUGCAAGUACAUGCAGGAGUUGCUCGACUUGGGCGACGGCAAGGCAAAGGCGAAGCCUACUGAGCAAGCGGCUCUUCAGAAACUCUCUAUGGCAGACUACAAUGGCUGCCUGCUAAAUGUGAGCAAAAGUCGUAACACGAAUAUGGUAGGCGUGGGUGGAAUUGUGCUCUGGGAUGCACAGAAGAGCUUUGUGGUCGUUUGCAAGGGCAGACUAGUUGACACAUUAAAACUCCUGCCGAAAAAAGGCAGUGUUUUCACCUUCGAAGUGCCGGUCGAGGGCAGUGACCCUCUGCCAUAUAGCAUUAUCGGGGACCGGUUUAACUACCGAAGCGCGGACCGCGCUGGGCGCAAGUUUAAGAGUCGCUGCUGCGACGACUUGCUGUACUACAUCGACGACGACACUCUGUAG
Molecule: messenger RNA, 819 nt
Organism: Eremothecium gossypii ATCC 10895
Lineage: Eukaryota; Fungi; Ascomycota; Saccharomycetes; Saccharomycetales; Saccharomycetaceae
Gene: POP4
Product: RNase P/RNase MRP complex subunit
Exons: 1
Coding region: 1-819 (272 amino acids)
Biological process (GO): rRNA processing; tRNA 5'-leader removal
Cellular component (GO): ribonuclease MRP complex; ribonuclease P complex
Molecular function (GO): ribonuclease P RNA binding
Source: RefSeq, marked provisional